AUGACGAUCGUUGUGAUGCCAAACGCAACCGUAUUGAAGAAGAUAACAUUUCCGGACAAUGUCGUCAACGUGGAAUUUAAGGGACCAAUACACAAGGAUUAUACAGACAAACAAUAUAUCAAGGAUUUGCCCUCUGUUCAUGUCCGGGCGGAGUGGCGUGAUUCCACCCUGAAAAAGAUCUUUGUUCGCUCAAAGUUGUGGAAAGUGUACCUGUCGUCGAAUGUUAGCGAGUACAAGCAUGUGUUGAAGAAAUUACAGGUCUCCCCAUCGGACAAACCCUACGGAUAUCCGAAAAGCGAGCCAAUUUCCGCUGAAGAAUGGGGUAGUGCCGUGUCGGUGGUUUCGGUGGAGAGCCAGAGUGAGUUGCCGGUGGGCCUGCUAAUGAUUUUAAGUAAUACUGAGGAGGAAACCACAAUGGGAGUGGUAUAUACCCUUAUCCUGAUCAUCGCCCUGUACGCUUUGAUCAUCACGGAGUACAUAGAUCGCUGCUUAGGCUGUAUACUCAUUUCCGUUGCUUCACUGACCCUUUUGGCUUGUAUGGGACGCCUGCCCACCUUCGAAAUUAUCACCAGCUGGAUAGAUUAUGGGGCCUUGAUGGUACUUCUGGGCAGUAUGUUUAUGGUGGCUGCGAUGAGUGACACGGGAUUCUUUGAGUACGUUACACUGGUGGCGUACAGGACCUCCAAGGGACAUGCAUGGCUUCUCAUUUACCUAUUGUGCAUGAUAGCUGCCUUUAUGUCUGCCGUUCUGGAUAAUGUUACAGUCAUCAUGCUCCUGGCGCCAGCCUCCAUAAGGCUGUGUGAGGCCGCAUUUAUCAACACCAAAAUCGUACUCAUCAUGCUGGCCAUGUACGCGAAUCUGGGUGGAUCCAUGACGCCGAUGGGAGCGCCAGAUAACAUACUCAUAAUCGAUCGUAUGAUAGGUGAUUACGAAAUCAAUUUCGCAUACUUCACGGGAAACAUGCUGCCGCCAUGUGUGCUCUGUAUGUUAACUAUUUUUGGAUUGAUCUUCGUCUUUGUGGGUGAGCGAAUCUAUAAGAUUGACGACUAUCAGUUGGAGAGGAGGCGCGCCAUGAAGAAACCCACGCGGGAGAUCCGGAAUCGCAUGAAGGAGUUGAGGAGAAAGAUGCUGACCGAUAAAGGGAGCUGGCUUAAGCCGGUGCCCAAUUACUUCAACAUCCUGGCCACCGUGGAGGCGUACCAAUCGCCCAUGGACCUAACCCUGCUGAUACAUAUCGGAAUCGCCGUGCUCUUUAUCAUCGCGGGCUUUAUCCUAAGAUCAUUGCCAAGUAUAAUUCCGCAAUCAUCUUUUGGUUGGAUCUCCAUGAUGGCCGCCUUCCUGCUGCUCAUCCUGGCCAACAAGCCCGACAUCGGUCCAUUGCUGGCUAAGAUCGAGUGGAGAAUUCUGCUCUACAUAGCAAGCCUGUUCAUCAUAAGCGAGGCAGUUCUUGAGCUGGGCUUCAUCACCUGGCUGGGUCAUCAGGUGGUGACUGCAGUGACGAAUGUGGAAUACAAUCAGCAGAUCAUAGCUAGCAUGCUGAUCCUUUUGUGGUCGUCUGCUUUGUUAUCCGCUUUCUUUGAAAACACUGCAGUUGCGGCCGUUCUUAUGAUGGUUUGCUAUGAGAUUGAACAUGCCGAUGAGGUAAACAUCCCGUUGAUGUCGCUCAUCUGGGCCCUCUUGCUCGGAACGAACUUUGGGGGCAAUGGUACCUUGCUGGCCUCCCUGUCCAAUGAAUUUGUGGCGGCAAUUGCCGAAGACCAUGGCUACAAAAUAAGCUUCAUGGAAUUCUUCUACAUGGGCUUCCCCAUUAUGCUCGCGUCGUUGGUCGUCACCUCACUGUAUCUGAUCACUGCUCGGGCCAUCGUAGAACUUGGCUGGCUAGGGAAGUCCUUGAGUCCUGGCGCCGACAUGCGUGCUUUAUUGGCCAUAAGCCGGCGAGGAGCGGCAAUCCAGGACAAGGGGCACUUAGCACUCCUUAAGUUUUACAACUUCACGCUCAAUCAGACGCUGCCAACGGCUGCUGCAGGUCAUAAAAAGUAA
Messenger RNA from Drosophila kikkawai, 2040 nucleotides. Its product is annotated as P protein. The record is from RefSeq and is a predicted model, not a curated record. Gene Ontology annotation, biological process: transmembrane transport. Lineage: Eukaryota; Metazoa; Arthropoda; Insecta; Diptera; Drosophilidae. Gene Ontology annotation, cellular component: membrane.